Diospyros lotus (date-plum) is the source of this 2075-nucleotide messenger RNA. Its product is annotated as aluminum-activated malate transporter 14-like. The transcript is spliced from 6 exons. The record is from RefSeq and is a predicted model, not a curated record. The coding region runs from base 489 to 1778 and encodes 429 amino acids. Gene Ontology annotation, biological process: malate transport. Gene Ontology annotation, cellular component: plant-type vacuole membrane. NCBI's taxonomy places the organism in Eukaryota, Viridiplantae, Streptophyta, Magnoliopsida, Ericales, Ebenaceae.
CCGUAAAUGCGGUCUGGUUUGGUGCGGUUUGGCCGAACCUAAAUUAGACCGUGGUCUGAUUUAGUUGAAAAAUCACACUAAUAAUUUGACGUAUUAAAAAUAACUCAGACUAACCAAAACGCACCGCAAAUACCCCUGAACCCAGUGAUUAUCAGAAACGUAAACUUAUCACAUUAAUGUCACUGUAAUAUAAGUCAAGAUAUGCAUCCAUCACUCAUUUUCAUGUUAUAAAUUUGGGUCAGAAAAGUACAAGAGAACUCUUGAAUUGGUCGGCUACGUUGAGCGGUUGAGGACAAUAUAGAAAUGUUAAUAUUCAACUCUUCCUGCCUACCCUACACUUCCCUACCCUAGGUACAUAUUUCAGCCCCAUUUCCUUCCUAUAUAUAUAUAGACAUAGAGGACACGGACCCUCUGAGUUCCAACAUCGAUCCCAGAAGAUCAAUAUCUCACCACCAAGCGGAGUACGUACUUGGAAACGAUAUUCCACAAUGGUGAGUUCAACAGUUAUAGUGAUACCCAACGAAGAAGAUGAAGGGUGCAACAACAUUAAGCAGAGAUCAAUGCCAAGGCCACGGCCACGGCAACGGCAUGCAAAACUCAUUCAUAGUGCCAAAGUUGGAUCGGCACUGCUCCUGGCUUCGCUUCUGCUCUAUCUCCUCGACCCUGUCUACACCCGUUUUCGAGACCGUUCCAUGUGGGCACUCAUUACCAUCGUCGUCAUCUUCGAGCUUUCUGCAGGUGCCACGCUUGAGAAGGGCUUGAAUCGACUGGCGGGAACGGUACUAGGCGGCGGUCUGGGAUCUCUGGCGGCCAUUCUCGCCGACGAAGCCGGUGGCAAUGUUGGCAAUGCCAUUGUUACGGCCACUUCUGUCUUCAUCUUCGGUGCAGUGGUAUCGUACUGUCGAAUGGCGCCGAGCAUUAAGAGGCGAUACGACUACGGAGCCACGAUUGCCAUUCUGACCUUCAACUUGGCUGUGGUGGCCGGGAUUCGCACCAAUCAGGUCAUUGAAAUAGCCCGCGAUCGCCUCUCAACCGUCGCCAUCGGCUUAGCCGUCUGUAUUGCCACAAGCUUACUUGUCUUCCCCAUCUGGUCCAGCGACGAGCUUCAUUACUCCACUGCGGCUAACUUUGAGAAGCUCGGCCACUGUAUUCAAGAAUGCUUGGAGGAGUACUUCCAUGUGAUGGACGAAGAUGGAAUUACCAGUUGCCAAUCAGUGAUGUAUUCCAAGUCCAAGGACGAGUCCCUGGCAAAUUUUGCAAGAUUGGAGCCAUGGCAUGGAAAGUUUGGGUUUUCCCAUCCUUGGGAUAAACACUUACAAAUUGGGGGUCGUAUUCGAGAGCUUGCUGCUAUUGUUAUCACACUCAGAAAAUGUCUUCGGUCUUUCAAACAGCCCUCAUCAAGGUCAAGAGAGUGGAUGAAGGAGCCAUGCGGAGCAGUUGGAAGUGCCAUGGCGAGCAUCAUGGGAGAGCUUGGAGAGAGUGUUAGGAAGAUGGAGAGGUGCAAAGCCCAGCAUCUGAUCAAUGCUUCCAAGUUGCAGUCCAUCAAAGUGGAGCUAAUUGCCCUCACUGCAAUGGUCGCUUCUUCUUCUGUUCCUGAUUGCUGCAAGCUUCAAGAAGAAGAAGCAGCAGCAGCAUCAGAUGAUCAGAAGAAUGGCAGUGCUGAAGGCAUUGCCAUGGCCGCCAGCUUCCUGUUCUUGUUGCUGCAGAUUGCUGAAAAGAUGGAGGUGCUGGCCAAAGAUGUGGAGGAGCUUGGGGAACUUGCUGGCUUUCGAACUUGAGGGCGGGCCUUAAUAGCAAUGGUAAACUUUCUCUCGUGUGAUGUCACGAGUUAGAGUCGUGAAAACCGAGACGAAAAAAAAGCAAGGGGAAGAGUUUGUGAGAAUUUGGGCAACUUUCCAGCUUUCUAACUUAGUCAAGUAGCAAAGGGUGCACUGAGGUGUGGUAGCAAAAGAGAGGUAGAAGACUUGGGGAGCUUUGUCUCCAAAAAAAAAAAAAAAAAAAGGUUUAGACAAUAUUUAUUUAUUAUAUUUUGGUUUUAGUUUUAUAGUAUUUUUAUUUGGCGAUGUAGUGUUACA